GAUUCUGUUCGGCUGACCACAAUCAACCCGUACUUAAUCGAGCAGAAGAGGAUCAAGCAAUUGCUUACAGUUGAUGAUAAUGCAGUAAACCUUUCGACACGGGAACAAGAUCCGCCACCCAAGUUCAGGUUUUUAAAUUUAGCUUGCUUCGAAUUCGACUAACAGAGAUUUAGACUCCAAGGCUGCGCUAUGGAUUCCACUUCAUCCAGUUACCAGGCGAGUUCAAACGCCGCGCCCCUAAAUGAAGUUAUGUCAAAGAAGGAUCGACGAGCACAGUUAGCGAAGCUAUUCAUCGUGGCGUUUGUUUCCAUUGGAAUCGUUGCUCUUACUGUAUUCGAUGUGAUUCAAACAGCUAAAUCUCUAGAGAAGAAAAUCGAGCUCACAGAUAAAAUUCACGCUAGUAUCGAUGCAGCUAUGUUAAUUCAUAGUUUGCAAAAAGAGAGAGGAAUGACCGCAUUAUACUCUACUCAGAGUCUGUUGAACUCCGACAGACGUAAGCUACGGCAAUUUCGGGAAAAAACGGAUGAAACUAUUGUUAAAUUGAAGACGAGAAAUAGUGGAAGCCUCGAUAAACUAUCGGGCGGUAAAGAGCCAUUUGUGAACAUUUUAAAAGAAAAAAAGCGUAUAAUUGACGAAGGAGAAGCAUCAACCAUUGAAAUUUUGAAGAAAUACCGAGAAUGGAUUGAUGAGCUAAUUUCUACGCUCGCAGAAUAUUUGAGGUCGGAAAACGCAGGGGGAUUCGCGAACUUAGUUUACGCAUACGAAUUGUUAAUCAUGAGCAAAGAAGAAGCUGGGAUGGAACGAGCACUUGGUGGUUUGAGAUUUAUAGAAGGAAAAAAUUUCAGCCAUGCAAACAAAACAUGGUACAUACAGAAAAGCACUCUUGCUCAACAAUACCUCAGAACUGGUUUCUUAAUUUCGAACGAAAUGAAGGACAUUCAUUCCUCUGUAUUCGCUAACAGGUCGCAUUUGAUGAAAGAAAUUGAAAGAAAAAGAAAAGUCUUAUUCAGUGAAUCUCACACAGAACCAUCUAAAGAGGAUGGUCUCGAAUGGUUUGAUUUGAUGACAAAAUACAAUAACGCAUUGUUGGAAUUACAGAGGAGGCAAGCUGACAUGAUUAAUGCAAUGGUUGACAAGACAGUUGCUGAAAAUGCAAAUCAACUCGUCAUCCGGUCGAUGCUUCUGUGCUUUACCUUGAUUAUUGUGCCAGCUAUUAUUUUAUCGUUAGGAAGGGUGCAGAAACAUUUCUAUGAAUAUACGUUGUCAUUGUUCGAUAAAGUUGGUCUAGAGCAAGCGAGAACGGACUUUUUAAUGAGACAAAAUUCAAGAUACAUUGAAAAUUUGUCACAGAAGUGGAGGGAUUUUUCCAAUCAGAACCAUAGCGCGAGUUCCAGCAACAGAGUGGCUCCCAAUGCUGUUGUAAUUGGUAGCCAUUGAAAAAAAAUGUCAAAGAAAUGAAAGGAACUUGUUGCUGGUUAUUCCAAAUACU
Molecule: messenger RNA, 1489 nt
Organism: Dendronephthya gigantea
Lineage: Eukaryota; Metazoa; Cnidaria; Anthozoa; Malacalcyonacea; Nephtheidae
Exons: 3
Coding region: 190-1437 (415 amino acids)
Source: RefSeq, a predicted model, not a curated record